UGGCGGCGUCAGAUAUUCAAAACGAAACUUAAUUUCUCUACGUCGGAGGACGCAGCAGUGAAGAUAAACCGUUAGAAGGGAAACUUCAUAAUUUGUGGCUUUUCACUAUCCAGCCGUUCGGUUGUUUCAUUUUCAAGGAACAUGGCCCAGAAGGAAGGCAAGCAAAACCAGCAGCGCGGCAGUGCUGAUUAUGUGAAAAACCCACAUCUGGAGGGUAUGAAGGAGGACUUCCUUUAUCACAUCAACCUAGGAACUAAAACUAACAACCUACCAGAAAUGUUUGGCGACGUCAAGUUUGUGUGCCUUGGGGGCAGUUCCAAUAGGAUGAAGGCAUUCAUUGAGCUGAUUGCUAAAAAGCUCGGGAUGGAAGACCCCAAAUCGGAGUAUCCCAACAUCUGCGAGGGAACAGAUCGUUACGUGAUGUACAAAGUUGGACCCGUACUCAGCGUCAGCCAUGGGAUGGGCAUUCCAUCCAUGGCAAUAGUGUUGCACGAGAUCAUAAAGCUCCUCCAUCACGCACGCUGCAAGGAUGUCACAGUCAUACGCAUCGGGACGUCAGGAGGAAUAGGAGUUGAGCCUGGCACAGUUGUUGUUACCAAAGAAGCGGUGGAUCCCGUCACCUUCAAGCCUACGUUUGAGCAGGUGAUCCUGGGAAAGAUGGUGGUGCGCAGUACUAAACUGGACUCAGGUCUGGCCGAGGAGCUGCUGGUGUGCAGCAAAGAGUUCAGCCAGUUUAAGACGGUCAUCGGUAACACCGUCUGCACACUGGACUUUUAUGAAGGUCAAGCUCGCCUGGAUGGUGCCUUCUGCUACUACACCGAGAAAGAUAAAAUGGAUUACCUCAAAAAAGUCAAAGAAGCGGGGGUCUGCAACAUGGAGAUGGAAUCGACCGUUUUUGCUUCUAUGUGCGAACAGAGCGGUCUGCGAGGGGCUGUUGUCUGCGUCGCCCUGUUGAAUCGAUUGAAUGGCGAUCAGAUAGACAGCCCUCAUGAAGUUCUGGAUGAUUACCAGCAUCGUCCUCAGCUACUGGUCGCCUCCUACAUUAAGAAGCAGCUGCAGCUGCAGACCAAAGCAAAACACAACUGAAUGCAGUUGCUACACUGAUGUGAGAGCAAGAGCGUCGUUUGCGGUCUGGUAACAGGGGUUAUGACCCCCCCACCCAAAAAAAAAAAACCCCAACAGAAAAAUCUGAUCCAAGCAAUGUAACUCCCCCAUCCCCAAAUCACACCAUUGCAAUUUAGAAAAAAUAUUUUCAUGAAUAACUUUCUUUAUUUUCACUUUCCAUCUAAAUAAUAGCGUUUUUUAAUCAUCUGAUAGUAAUGAGUCAACGGGAGAGUGAGGGGCUGAAGCCGAGCGGCACAACACAGGCUGGAGUAAGCGGUAAAACUGGAUGCUGACUCAGUAAGACCUAAUUGUAAUACAGCUAAUCCCUUAUAUUCAACUUGCAAAAUGUGAAGUGGAGGUUUACUCUAAUAAGCAUCUUCAGGAUCAUGAUGAGGCACAGAGAGCAGAGGGACUUUUAUCUGAACUAGUUAAAGUUAAAGGGCCUGGCAGUAGAAAGUAUAUAUAGAUCCCUCUCUGUGAGCUUCUAGUUGGAUUAGCCUCAUUAUGUGAAAAUAUCUGGUCCUUUACUUCAGUAAAAACAAAGCACUUAAUCCUAAAGCAGCUAAACACAUUAAAAGGUCCUGCAGAUCGUCACAUUGUGUCCCGCUGCUACAGCCGGUCCUACAGUCCAGUUCUACCUGUAGACAGAAAAAAAGUGUUGCUCAAUAAACCGGGAAAACAUGCAUAAAAUUGCAAAAAAAAAGCUUCCCUCUUCUCUUUUAUUUGUGAUGGUCCUAAACAUCUGGGCUGUUUAAAGGUUGCAGAAGAAAUAAUAAUUAAAAAAAAUCAUAGCAAUUAAUCACAAGUGUAUCAUUAACUAGUUAAUCGUUUUAUUUUUUCUGACUAAUACAUCUAACAUGCAAUAUUAUAUAAACUAAACUCAUUAAGCAAGUAUACGGUUUAACUCAAGUUAAAACAUGCAUUGUUUAUGUAUUCAAUUAUUAUCUGUCAUCUUUUGUCCUGUUAAAAUCCAAGAGAGGUCCAGGAAGAGGCUCUAUGUUAUACUGUAAACACAUCAAAUUAAAACCUUUUUCUCUACAGAAAGAUUUUAAAAGUAAAGCUUGUAUUAAAGACUCAAAUGCUCACAGAAGAACAAAAGAUAGCGUUAUAAAAUAUUAGAUUUAUUAUGUUUGACAGGGCAAAUGAAAGUAGUUCAUUCUGAUUAAGACAGAAUAAUAUUUCGUCAUAUAUAUACUGUAUGCCUACAAUUUGACUAAGAUUUAAGAAAAUCAACUUAUAUGAAUGCACUGUUUUGAACUGAAAUUUAAACCAUAGAGCCCCAGGAGUGGAAGACUUUGAUGCAAGUUUAAAAUUUAAUAGCAUCCUUUAUGUUAUCAAAAAGUGAUCCCUCUGCUCGAACAAGUAAAAUUAUUGUGAACCUUUUUGUUUGAGUCACAAUAAUUUACAUUCAACAGAGACUCAGCCAAGGCAGUGUUAUUUGCUAAAUAAAUAGCUUCUGUCACUCUCCCAUCGCCGCUGUUCACACAUCUGUGGUGCUGAAAAAACACAGACUGCUACUUUUAACCUGUCAUUCUUGUUAGUCAGGUUAUUUAUUAGGAAUGAUGAUCAUUGGUAAAACCAAACGCGUUAUAAAUGCUGCCCUUUCUGUCCAUGAAAAAACGCUUUAUUUUACUCUGGGAUGACUGGAGAAUGUUAUGUGGCACUAUUUGGCACAGUGGUACAUAAGUAAAGUUAUGAAUUAAUAUGUUUUAAUGUGGCCACAUAAAUCAUAUUUUUAAUUAUGACUUAUAUUCAUACGCUUUUGCACCUUAAGCUUGCACCUUAAUUGUUUACCCUUUGCCUUAGUUUAGCUUUUAAUUUACCUGAGCGUUGAAUGCAUUUAGAUGUUGUAAUUUUUUUUAUUGAUUUGAUUUAAGGCACUUUUAUAUAUUUAAAGGGCUUAUAUCAUGCAAAACCAACGUCUUUGAGCUUUAAGCUAUGUUAUGAUGCUAUUCCUUCAUCAAAAUCAUGCCAAAGGUAUUUUUUUUUGCUUGAUCCACGCAUGUAUGACUAAUCUUUGUGAAUUUUGCUCUCUGAGCAGCAUCCCCUUCCUGUCUUGGAUAACGAGUGGUCAUGAUCAGGUCUACGUGGAGCUGUCUUUACGCUCCCCCUCUAGGAAGUACCUAAAAAAAAACAUGGCUAAUGAGCGGGGAUGUAAGGCAGAACGCAAUCAUUUCUGCUUAAAGUUUUUAGCACCCAAUCUGAGGAGCGACACCAAAUACUCUUUUUUUGAUACUAUGCUGCAGCAGCUCUAGAGUGAAAAAGCAGCGUGUCAGUGAAGGCAAGCGUCUUUUUUUCACAACAAAUUAAUACGCCGUAGUGCCAAAGACAAUAUUUCAUCAUAUAUAUGCCUAUAGAUGACUGGGAGCCUUAAAAAAAAGCAUGAAAUAGAUCCUUUAAAUUUCUAUUCCUUAAAACUUGAACUUCACACAUGCUAUAACAGAAUAUUCUUAACCAGUUCUUCCAAAAUUCUUUUUACUUAAGUGCCAAAGAAAUUAUACAAAUAUCAGGUAUUUUUUUUCUAUGUUGUUGUUUAAAAAAAAAAGAUCUGAACCCAAUAGUAUUCAUCUCAUUGAGACUCUUUAUUGUUCAUGAUUACUUGGUAUGUUAUCUCAACAACAACAACAAAAAAACAAUUGCACAGAGGUAACUUUUCAUCAACCUAUGUAUAAUAACAAAUACUGGUGCUAAAAACCUCUAUGUGAUACAGAGAUUAAAAAAAAUAUAUUUUUAUGAAUUAAAACAAUUGUCCUCACAGUGUUGUUUGUUACUUACGAUUGCAUAGCUGCAGAUUCAAUAAGUGCCGUGAGAAAAAAAUCAUUGAGGAUAUUUGUUUCUAGAUCAAUUGAAGGUAUUUGCAGGACUAAAAAGAGCUCAACUCCAGAACAUGAUUUGAUCAGAUCAUCAGAGUUUUUCCUUUAAAUCACUCAAUAUGUUUGUCUUAUGUUUGAAGUUCCGCCGUCUUAUCCAAAAUAUUCUCACAUCAAUUAUCAUGAAGCUAAAGGUUCAAGGCUUUUUGAAGGGUGUCGGUGGAUUUUUCCAUUUAGGAUUAAUUUGAUAUAUUCUGAUACACAUGAAAUGUAAUGUCAAACAGCAGAAAUAGUGUGAAAAUGACCAAUCCUUACAAAGUCUAUUACGUCCUUAAUAGUUUACUCCUGUUAAAAGUGCCUUGGAACAAUCUUCAAACCCCUUGAACCUUUUCACAGUUUUCAUUUUGUAAUAUUCAAACUUCAAUGUAUGUGAGAAAUCAAGCAAUUAUGUGUAAUGCUGUGCUGCUUCAAAAAUCUUUUCUUGCACUUUUAUGUUCAUUAAAGAACUUUUAAAAAUAAAACAUCUGAAAAGUUA
Messenger RNA from Fundulus heteroclitus (mummichog), 4449 nucleotides. Its product is annotated as uridine phosphorylase 1-like. The record is from RefSeq and is a predicted model, not a curated record. Bases 142 to 1086 code for a protein of 314 amino acids. Gene Ontology annotation, molecular function: uridine phosphorylase activity. NCBI's taxonomy places the organism in Eukaryota, Metazoa, Chordata, Actinopteri, Cyprinodontiformes, Fundulidae. Gene Ontology annotation, cellular component: cytoplasm; cytosol. The transcript is spliced from 8 exons. Gene Ontology annotation, biological process: nucleotide catabolic process; uridine catabolic process.